AAAUGAAUUAAAAUGAUGUACGAUCAACAGCAGCCACAAGUGAAGUUAAUGGAGAUGAGCAGAAACCCAGGAGGAGAUCAUCAUCAUCGCAGUCCGAGAAGAUCGUCAAGUACGGAUCCGGAAGAGAAGGUUCGGCUAGGGAUCGUGGAUUUGAGUGGGAUGUCGUUGGAUUCCCUUCCGAUUCCUUCUCUCAACUUGGCUACCGUUUCCAAGCUAGACCUCUCCAAUAACAAUCUUCAGAGCAUACCAGAGUCUCUUACAGCAAGGUUACUAAACGUGGUGAACUUGGAUGUGCACUCUAAUCAGCUCAAAUCUCUCCCCAACUCCAUCGGUUGUCUCUCUAAGCUUAAGUUUCUCAACGUCUCCGGUAACCUUCUCCAGGAUCUCCCUAAAUCCAUCGAAAAUUGCAGGUCAUUAGAAGAGCUGAAUGCCAACUUCAACCACCUUACAAUGCUACCAGAUACCAUCGGCUUCGAGCUCAUCAACUUGAAGAAACUCUCAGUAAACUCAAACAAGUUGAUUCUCUUACCUCAAUCAAUCUCCCACUUGACAUCGUUACGAGUUCUCGACGUACGCCUCAAUUGUCUGCGCUCUCUCCCUGAUGACAUGGAGAAUUUGAUCAACUUAGAGGUUCUCAACGUCAGCCAAAACUUCCAGUAUCUCGAAACUCUACCCUACUCCAUCGGUCUGCUCAUUUCACUAGUGGAAUUGGACGUCAGCUAUAACAAAAUAAAAUAUCUGCCGGAUUCCGUCGGAUGUUUGAGGAAGCUCCAGAAGCUUAGCGUGGAAGGGAACCCUCUGGUUUCGCCGCCGAUGGAGGUGUUCGAGCAGAGCUUGCAGGUGGUCCAGGAGUACCUGUGUGAGAAAAUGAAAGCAGCAGGGGAAAACCCCCGAAAGAAGAAAUCAUGGGUGGGGAAGUUGGUGAAGUAUGCGACCUUCAAUGGGAAAAUGAUGACGAGUGGUGGUGGUGGCCGCCGGAGCGGGUACUGGGAGAGAGAAGGGUUCAUCAUGUCGGAAUAUAAGUCCAUCGACGGUCUAGCUUCGCCUCGCUACAUGGGAAUGGCGUCACCCGGCCCACGCUUCUCGCCUCUCAACAUGGGGAUGUUGUCGCCUCGCCGCAUCUUCUCGCCUCGUACUUACUGCACCAGAUGACUAAAAAUUACAUGGGAUGGAAGGCAAACU
Messenger RNA from Hibiscus syriacus, 1182 nucleotides. RefSeq names its product plant intracellular Ras-group-related LRR protein 6-like. NCBI's taxonomy places the organism in Eukaryota, Viridiplantae, Streptophyta, Magnoliopsida, Malvales, Malvaceae. Gene Ontology annotation, molecular function: protein binding. The record is from RefSeq and is a predicted model, not a curated record. The transcript is spliced from 2 exons. Bases 13 to 1152 code for a protein of 379 amino acids.